Molecule: messenger RNA, 799 nt
Organism: Anguilla rostrata (American eel)
Lineage: Eukaryota; Metazoa; Chordata; Actinopteri; Anguilliformes; Anguillidae
Gene: coxfa4l3
Product: chromosome 16 C15orf48 homolog
Exons: 5
Coding region: 179-436 (85 amino acids)
Source: RefSeq, a predicted model, not a curated record
AUUUCCUCUGAUAGAUUUCGAUACUUGACAUCAGGCUUGUCUACGUGCCGCAGAGCUCGUGUCACCUUUUUCUCCUAAAGUACAUUAAGUGGGGAGGGUGUAAGAGCUACGUUACAAAGGCACUUAGAGCAUCGCCCAGGCUAUUUUUUAUUUUAGCGUUCACAGGGGAAGGUUAAAAAUGGCUGGAUUUUUUCAAAUGCUGAGAAAGAAGAAAGAAUUAAUUCCUCUGAUUGGAUUCAUGGCGUUCGCAGCGGCAGGUGCCACUUCUGCCUGCAUUUAUUUCUUACUGACGAAACCAGAUGUGAUAAUAAACAAGACAACGAAUCCAGAACCAUGGGAGAACCUCGACCCAUCGAAGCCCCAGAAGCUCAUCACGAUAAACCAGCAGUGGAAGCCAGUGGAGGAGCUGCAGCUCCUGAAGAAGCUGACAAAGUGAAGUCUCUCCCCUAAACCCACCCCCCCCCCUCCGUCAAAAUCCCCCACCCGAUCCGGGCCACGCACCCCUCCAACCCCUGCCAGUCUAACAGAAUCAUCUCUGCACAGACUCUGGUCUCUGGCAUUCAGUGUGCGGAAAUGCUUCUGUUCCACUGGAGGGGUCUGAUCACCCGCUGGAAUUCUGGUGCAUCCCGGACCCAAAGGACUCCCCCAAAACCAUCCGCCCUGAAGAAGCCCCACUGUUCGCACCUCUGUGAAACAGCUGCACCAUGGUGUGAAAUUAAGGCAAAGCACUGCUGGAAAAAUGUUUUACUCUCUGGAUUGUAUAUAUGACUGUAAAUAAACUGUUGCUUUUGAAACUCUA